CAUCUAUUAUGGCAUGUAGUAAAGUUUAUAAGCGAAAAACGUUUUAUAUCCUUAUAAGUAUACUGUUCGAGUUAAAACGUAAUGACUAAAUGAAACGUUUGAUAGAUAUAUCUUAGUCAUAAACGCUGUUCUUUAUUCUGUACGAGGAAUUUAUUUAUUUCCAUUCUCAAGUGCAGUAUCUCGUUGGUCUUUCAAGAGAUAAUACAGUAUGGAAACAUGAGAAGUGAAAAUACUUGAAGUUUAAAUGACAUUACGUUUUCUUUCACGUUCUAUGAAGUGAAAAAUUCAUUUUUGUUAUACGUCUAACAUUUAUUUAUUUCAAUGCAGAUUUAAUAUAUAGAUUUAUAUGCAUACAAUGAGUGUGAGAUUAAAUUUUUAUAAUUACAACAAAAUAUCCGUCAUUAAUGGAUUAUUGAAACGUUGUAUAAAAACUGUGCCAUAUUCGAUCGAAACAAACGAUAAUAUAACAACUGUUCGCUCUUAUGACGAUAUACCUGGACCAAAACCGAUAUGGUUAAUAGGAAAUACUUUUAGAUUUAUACCUUUUAUCGGCGAAUUUGGAAAUAAGUCGUUUGUAACACAAUUAAAAAUGCUUCGUGAUCAAUAUGGAGAUAUAGUUAAGAUAGAUGGUUUGCCAAAUAAGCGUAAGACCAUUUUUAUAUUUUCUUCAACAUUAAUUGAAAAGGUAUAUCGUACAGAAGGUCCAUGGCCGCAAAGGAUCGCCAUGGAAUCGUUACAUUAUUAUCGCAUAAAUAGAGAAUGGAUUUAUAAAGGAAAAUAUGGUUUAACAACGAGUCAAGGUAAAGAUUGGUAUGAUUUUCGGACAAAAGUUAAUCAACACAUGAUGCAGCCACGUGUUAUUAAUCCACAUAUUGGACAAAUGACUGAAAUUGCUAUAGAAUUUAUACAAAAAAUACGAGAAGAAUUAAGAAAUCCUAUUACGUUGGAACUACCUACUUCGUUUAAUAACGAAAUGAAUAAAUGGGCACUAGAAUCAAUAUGUGCAAUCGCGUUAAAUCAUCGAUUGGGCUGUUUAAAAUCUAAUAUAGCUGAAGAUUCGGAACCUCAGAAAAUGAUCGAUAGCAUACAUGACAUGUUCAAUCUUAUGUUUCGUUUAGAGCUAAUGCCGUCCUUGUGGAGAAUAUAUAACACGCGUACUUUAAAAAAGUUUUUCAAUGUUCUAGAUACUCUUAAUGGAAUAGCAAUUAAAUAUAUUACUCAGGCGAAAGAAAAAUUACAUAAUGAAACGACAUCCAAUACGCGUGAACGAAGCGUAUUAGAUAAACUUUUGUUUAUUGAUGAGCAAAUUGCUUAUGUAAUGGCAUUAGAUAUGUUAACUGCUGGUGUUGAUACGACAAGUAAUACAUGCGGAAUGUUAUUGUAUCAUUUAGCAAUGAAUCCACGAGCUCAAGAAAAAUUGCACAAAGAAAUCAAGUUAGCAUUACCUGAUAAAGAAUCACCAAUUACGGUAGAAACUAUGAAAAAGAUUCCAUAUUUAAAAGCAUGUCUUAAAGAAUCUCUUAGACUAUCACCGAUCGCCAUAGGUACUCUUAGAACCAUACGAGAUGAUAUUGUUAUAGGUGGAUAUAAUAUACCGAAAGACUGUGAUAUUAUAUUAGGACAUUCAUUAUUGGCACUAGAUCCUAAAGAAUUCAAAAAUCCAGUUGAGUUUAUACCGGAAAGAUGGAUACGAGGAGAAACAGCAUUUCCAUCAGCAAAAAACGCUCAUCCGUUUUCUUACAUGCCAUUUGGUUUUGGAGCUCGUACAUGUAUUGGUAGACGAUUUGCUGAGUUUGAAAUUGAAAUUUUAGUGUUAAAGUUACUACAAAAUUUCCGUAUCGAAUGGCAUCAUUCACCUUUAAAAUUACACAAUCGUUUAAUCAAUACUAUCGCAUCUCCAUUACAAUUUAAAUUAAUAGACUUGUAAUUGAAAAAAUAAGGAAUUAUUACGUGAGGUGGAUAAAGUGUAAAAGAGGAAUACUGAUAAUGACGUGGUAGAAAAAACAUGACGCAAAAAGAUAAAGUCAACGUAAAGGUAAAAGUCAACGUUUAAUUUAAUUAGGAAAUUAAAUAAAGUUUUUAGACUAUAAUUAUAUGGUCAAAUAAUAAAAAUUAAAUAAUAAUAGUAAUAAUAAAGCUUUAUUGCCAAAAACAUUUAUAAGUAAAUUUAUAUUUUUAUUGUAAAGAAUAUAACUAUUAUAAUUUUAUUAUAUACGUAUAACAUUGUACUGACUUAUAAAUGAAAAUUAAAUAAAAAAAACAAAAAAGGGUAGGUCCCACCGAGAUUUGAACUCGGAUCGCUGGAUUCAGAGUCCAGAGUGCUAACCAUUACACCAUGGGACCUUAUAUAAGUAUCAGUAAAUUUAACCCUUUUAGAUAAAGAUAAUAUAUUAUGUAUAAGAAAAAAUUAUUAAAUAUUAUUUUUUUGUA
Vespa crabro (European hornet) is the source of this 2430-nucleotide messenger RNA. RefSeq names its product probable cytochrome P450 12b2, mitochondrial (gene Cyp12b2). The record is from RefSeq and is a predicted model, not a curated record. Bases 347 to 1927 code for a protein of 526 amino acids. Gene Ontology annotation, molecular function: monooxygenase activity; oxidoreductase activity, acting on paired donors, with incorporation or reduction of molecular oxygen; heme binding. Lineage: Eukaryota; Metazoa; Arthropoda; Insecta; Hymenoptera; Vespidae. The transcript has 9 exons.